Molecule: messenger RNA, 2251 nt
Organism: Scleropages formosus (Asian bonytongue)
Lineage: Eukaryota; Metazoa; Chordata; Actinopteri; Osteoglossiformes; Osteoglossidae
Product: forkhead box protein J1-B-like
Exons: 2
Coding region: 392-1651 (419 amino acids)
Biological process (GO): regulation of transcription by RNA polymerase II
Cellular component (GO): nucleus
Molecular function (GO): DNA-binding transcription factor activity, RNA polymerase II-specific; RNA polymerase II cis-regulatory region sequence-specific DNA binding
Source: RefSeq, a predicted model, not a curated record
UGUACCUCAGUUGGUUGUAAGUGAAUAACAGCUAAAGCUAAAACAAAUGCUGUGCUUUUUAAAUGGCGAUUAUGAGCAAUUUCAUGUUCACAUUGUGACUCUAUAGGCAGCUCCAUAAAGGUUGUGAACCAACCACAGAUCAGCUGUGUGUUGAUGAGCUGUCAGAGUCUAAAGGUCUUUAUCUUCUUGAUGCACUUUUGUUUACUCUGAGUCGGAAGCUGCGAGUGACAGUGGAAAGUGCAGAAAUGGGCACCGCUGGGUUUCACUGGCGACCACAGCUUUAAAUACAGUUCGUAUCACAUUUGUUGUAAAUUCAUGACGUGUGUUUGCAUUCUGGACUGGGACAGGACACCCCUGUUCCUCUGACGUCAAGGUCCCGCUCUGCUCUGCCAUGCCUGUCCUCACAAGCCCGGACGGUGCCAGCAAGCAUGAGAAGAAGUGGCUCCUUCGUGACCCGGGCGAGGGUGGCACCUCCGAGAACCCGGACGACAGCCUGACCUGCCUUCAGUGGCUGCAGAACUUCUCGGUCCUGAGCGCAGCCAUGGAGAGGCCGGCACACGGCCGUUCCCUCCGCCAGGGCACGGAGUCCCCCGCCAGCCCACCCGCUGGGGACACGGCAGCCUCCGGCACGUCCCUCCAGCAGGGUGACCCCGUUGCCUCCGGCGCCUCGGCCCUACAGCCGGAGCCGCUCGCAGACUAUAGGACGAACCGGUGGGUGAAACCUCCGUACUCGUACGCCACGCUCAUUUGCAUGGCCAUGCAGGCCAGCAAGAAGAGCAAAGUGACGCUGUCAGCCAUCUACAGCUGGAUCACCGACAACUUCUGCUACUACAGACACGCCGAGCCCAGCUGGCAGAAUUCCAUUCGCCACAACCUGUCCCUCAACAAGUGCUUUGUGAAAGUGCCCAGGGGGAAGGAUGAGCCAGGAAAGGGAGGCUUUUGGAAGAUCGACCCCCAGUGCUCCCACAUGUUCGUCGACGGUGUCUUCAAGUGCCGCCGGAUGUUGUCGGGCCACCGCAAUGCCUGGCGACGGAGGAGCCCUCGACCCCUUCUCCAGGAUGCCAACCAAUUUGCUGGGCAACAGUACAGCCGAUGCCACACAUCAGGCGGGGGGAACUGUCAGACAGUCCGCCGUAGGUCCAGCACAGUAGCUGGGGUACGAACCAGAGGCAAAUGCACCGCACAGUACACGCAGCAUUCUGAUUCGCUGCUGCUAUUGCCCGAAUCAAGGCGGUCAGAGCUGCUGAAGGGAAUCUUGGAUUGGGGCUCCGAGUUUGACAACAUCCCGAACGGCCGAGCGAGCAACUUCGAGGACCUGGACAUCAACGUGGCCCUGAGUUUGCUGGGGUGCGAGACGGAUGCAUCUGUGCAGCUUCGACAGCCAGCCAGCAGGGGACACUGCCGCGGAAACGUGGCCGAACAGGCUUGCAGGUACCAAGAAAUGAGCGGCGUGUCGAGCGAGGUGCCAGAAAGCACCCUGGAAGACUCCCAGCAGACCCACGUGGAGGAUGUGGCUCCGUACCUGGCACAGCCAGACCCCUGGCAGGAGCUUCAGGCCACGCCUCUCAUCCAGGAGCACAGCUUUGGCUUCUGUGAUGGGUUUUUCCUUGCUGAUGUGCAGCCCUGGGAGAGGCCAGAGCCUUCCUCGUGACUCUUGGCAAGAGUCUUGCUGGAUGUUUCCCCUCGCACACUGACGCAUCGGUGCCACGCCCUCAAGUAGGCUUGGGACAGCGCACCCCACGCGCUUCUCUUUUGCUUUGCUGGCAUUACAAAUUCCUUAAAUAAAUGCAGCUAUUUUUGUUUGACUUUUUGUUGGUUAUAGGGUAUGGUGUUACAUAUUUAUUUAACUUGAGGUUCCAGGUCACUCGGACCUUUGAAAGUUGCUGUUUUUAUUACUGUCGUGUUGACGGCUCAUAAAUUGUUUGAAUGUGAGUCACCUGACCACAAGUUUUUACUUAAUGUACACUUGUUGGGUACAGCAAAAUUCAGACUUUUAAGGGAAAAGUGACAGCGGUCAAGUAGUUUGAAAUGCACCCAAAGUCUUACAUGGAAUGUGUUGUAUUUUUAGCAGCUUUAACACAAGCCCUCAAAUUAGUGUCUGAUUUUAGAGUGCUGUAAUUCAAUCACCGAUGACUUCUGUUGUCUUAUAAAUUAGAAACACACAAUGCCUACAACGGCAUGUCCGAGCAGGGUAGUGGCGAGCCAGAGCCUAACCCGGCAACACAGGACGUAAGGCCGGAGGGGGAGGGGA